AUGGCUUCAUACAGAGAUUUUGAAGAGGAAGGACUGGUACUAGGUCAGCAACGAGCUUCUUCACCUUCAUCUUUUUCCACAAAUGAAUCCACCCCCUUGUUACAAUCCCCCGUUCCAGAACUCAGCUACGCCGUCAUCGACAUCAAUCCCCGGAUUACUUACACCGCACGUGGAAGAGCAGAUACCAUUGCCACGUCGUCUACCGAUACCGCCGUCGACUCCAAUGCCAACAACGCCUACGAUGCAGACCAGGAACAGUAUAACUCCCUGCUUGAGGCGCGAAGAAAGCAUCUAAAGCCCAAGAUCAUCCCGCUAUGUCUCGGCGCCAUGUUCCUCCUGGAGCUCAGCGUUGCGCUCAGUGUGCCACCGACUAACGCUGUGGAGGAGAGCAUAAUUUGUCGCAACUUGCAUCCGGACGUUGUCUCGGGAUUCGCAAACAACACGGCGAGCUUACUGCUAAGCGAUAAUCCGGUAUGCAAGGAGGAAGAUGUCCAGAGUUACUUGGCAAUGUUGCAGGGGUGGCAGGCCACCUUUGACUGCAUCCCAAGCAUUCUCAUGACAGUACCGUUUGGCAUAUUGUCCGAUAAAUGGGGCCGAAGACCGGUGCUUGCGCUGGCGAUGUCGGGGGCUAUGUUGCAGAUGUUUGCGUUGGCUACUAUUCGUAGUAUUGGCCUGAAGAAACAAACAUCCUCGUCUAACUCGAGUCAACAAACCAGAAUUGGCGGAGGCGGUGGCAUCAUCGCAGCCAUGCUCUACACCUUCAUAUCCGAUAUCGUCCCCAUCGCCGAACGAGCUACCCUCUUCUUCCAAAUGCACGCUACUUACCUCACAGCGCGCAUGAUCUCCGGGCCCAUAGCCGGUUCGCUCAUGGUCAAAAGCCCAUGGAUUCCCCUCCUCCUCUCUCUGGGCCUCAUAACCCUCGCAGCCGCCACCUCCCUCGUCUUCCCCGAAACUCAACACCUCAAAGCCCAAGCUUCGUCAACGAAACGGAUUGACAACGACGAUAAUGUCCCAACCCGUUUUCCCACAGACGACGAAGAAAUCGACAAACCCAUGAUACCCUCCUCCUCCCCAUCACCCCCCUCCCCCCUUUCCCAACCUCAGCAGCAACCCAUCACCAUCACCACCCUCAUCCAACGCCUCACCACCUCCCUCCUCUCCUUCUCCCACUUCCUCACCAUCAACAAAAAAAUCUGCAUCCUCACCCUCGCCCUCGGCCUCGUCGUCAUCGGCAAAUACGCCCAAGCCCUGCUCCUUCAAUACGCCACCAAGCGCUUCCACUACUCCUGGUCCGAAGCCUCUUACCUGCUGACCAUCCCGCACUUUACUUCGCUGAUUACCCUCCUCGUUAUCCUGCCGUUUGUUUCCUCCCUUCUUCUCGGCACCUCCGCAAGAACAACACGAUUCCGCCGCCUAACCCCCCUCCGCAAAGACCUCCACCUAGCCCGCGCCUCCUCCCUCCUCCUCACCUCCGGCUGCCUCCUCAUCGCCCUCGCAUCCACCCGCCUCUCCCUCACUGCGGGUAUGAUCCUCUUCGCCCUUGGAAGCGGAUUGGGGUCAACCCUAAGGAGCUUGUUGAACGCGUUGGUGGACGAGGAGCACAUGGGGCUUGUCAAUAGCGUGGUCGGUUGGUUGGAGAUGGUGGGGAUCAUGGUUGCUGGGCCGGUGUUGGCGGAGGGGAUGAGUGAGGGGCUGAGGAGGGGGGGCGGGUGGGUGGGGUUGCCGUUUUGGAUGGCGGGGGGACUGUUGGCGGGGGCGAGUGGGUUGGUUUGGGUUGUGAGGGUGGGGGAUGGGAAGGGGGAUGGGAAGGGGGAUGGGAGGAGAGGUGGG
Messenger RNA from Neurospora tetraspora, 1830 nucleotides. Its product is annotated as major facilitator superfamily domain-containing protein. Gene Ontology annotation, molecular function: transmembrane transporter activity. Gene Ontology annotation, biological process: transmembrane transport. Gene Ontology annotation, cellular component: membrane. Lineage: Eukaryota; Fungi; Ascomycota; Sordariomycetes; Sordariales; Sordariaceae. The record is from RefSeq and is a predicted model, not a curated record. The annotation marks the transcript as partial. The transcript has 2 exons.